Molecule: messenger RNA, 1101 nt
Organism: Hibiscus syriacus
Lineage: Eukaryota; Viridiplantae; Streptophyta; Magnoliopsida; Malvales; Malvaceae
Product: isoaspartyl peptidase/L-asparaginase 1-like
Molecular function (GO): hydrolase activity
Source: RefSeq, a predicted model, not a curated record
UACCAACUACCGGAAGAGAGAGAUUUUAUAGUUUGGAAGAAACGGAAAUGGGGUGGGCAAUUGCUAUUCAUGGAGGCGCCGGAGACAUCCCACUCUCUUUGCCCCCAGAGAAACGCCUCCCUCGUGAAGCUGGGCUCCGCCGCUGCCUUGACUUGGGAUCUGCCGCCCUCAAAGCCCGUAACCACCCCUUGGACGUUGUUGAACUAGUGGUACGGGAACUGGAAAACCAUCCGCAUUUCAAUGCGGGAAAGGGGUCUGUCCUGACCACCGCAGGUACCGUUGAGAUGGAAGCGUGCAUAAUGGAUGGCAAAACAAUGAAAUGUGGAGCUGUCUCAGGUGUCAGCACUGUUGUUAAUGCUAUAUCCCUUGCUCGGUUAGUCAUGGAGAAGACUCCUCAUAUUUAUCUGGCAUUUGAUGGUUCUGAGGCCUUUGCAAGGGAACAAGGUCUUGAGACUGUUGAGAUGAGCCAUUUUAUAACUCCUGAAAACAUUGAAAGGCUUAAGCAGGCACAAGAAGCUGACAGAGUUCAGAUUGAUUACACUCAACCAAUUCAAAAGGAGGUGCCAAAAGACGGUGCAGUUGCUGAUGGUGAUAGCCAAAUUGGCACUGUUGGAUGUGUGGCUGUUGACAAUGAAGGGAAUUUGGCUACUGCAACAUCAACUGGUGGACUAGUGAACAAAAUGGUUGGUAGGAUAGGGGACACACCAGUUAUCGGUGCAGGGACUUAUGCGAAUCAUCUAUGUGCAGUUUCUGCUACAGGGAGAGGAGAAGCGAUAAUCCGUGGUACUGUCGCGAGGGAUGUUGCUGCUGUUAUGGAGUUCAAAGGCAUUCCCCUCAAGGAAGCUGCUGCAUACGUUGUAGACCGAGUUCCGGCAGGAACUACUGGGUUAAUUGCCGUGUCUUCCACCGGAGAAGUUGCCAUGCCCUUCAACACCACCGGCAUGUUUCGUGCCUGUGCCUCUGAAGAUGGAUAUUCAGAAAUUGCCAUAUGGGAUUCUCCAUCAAAGUAAGGCCUUGCUGAGUUUUUGGAUAUUUGCAUCCCUUUGCCUGGAAAAUUGUUCUGAAAACAUGACUAAAAGCAUUUGGAGGGAUGAAAUGUUA